AUGUGGUUUCUGAUAUUAAUCUAUUUGUUGGCUUCCAUCGUUCACUCGCAAAUCGAAACACGUCAAUCACAAGGGAGAAAGGGAAAAUUUUUUGUGCAUUCCCUUCACUCGGCCAGCUUUUUUCAAACAACUGUUCCGGUGAAAUGGUCAGCCACUUUGAAAGGCCGACCGAGUCUACCACAAUGGCUACACCUCGUUCCUUCACAAAGACAUCAAGCAAUCGCUUACCUGAUUGGAACUCCAGUGACUCCCCUCCGACAAAUGACGAUUCACGUGAUUGCCAAAAGUCUUCAGAGUGAAGAGAUUCGGCAGCAAUUCGUUGUCAUUAAUUUGAGCGAAGAUCCAAAGUUCAACUCAGCGACCACCCAAGUGUUAGAUGUCUACAUCAAGGAUUAUGACGCGGAGUCGCUGAUUUCUGACAGAAACGGUUUGAUCGGAAAGCUUGAAGCUGCAGCCAAAAACACUUUCAUUGGAUCGAAUGUGAAUCCUUAUAUUUUCAGUAUAAAACCAUCAACCGAUGACCAGGCCUCAAAGCAGAGUGUUUUCGACCGUCACAAAUUCGGUUCAGUCGUUCAAAUCGGAACGCAACGCGGCUUCUACACGAAUCUCUACUCAAUGGUGAAAACCCUUCGAUCAAAGCCAAUGUAUUGCUCAAAAAGUGAUCAAGUACCGAUCAACAAGAAGUUCCAAGGGAGUUUUGAGGUUGAUUGGUGUCGAGUGGAUUUGCACAAUUUGACGCAAACAAAAGAUCAAGCGCAUCGAGAACUCGACAAGAAAUACAAAAAUCAGUCACCUGAAGCUUCAGCCGAGCAGAGAUCAACGCCAAAACCCACUCGUAUCUGGCCGGUUGAUGAAGACGAAUCAACAGAGAUCAUUCCACCCGUUGAGCAAUAUUCUUUCUGGGACUCAAUCCUCGUGUUGCCACUCUUCGGCUUGGUGAUCAUCAUCAUUCUCUUGAUUUUGGUCGCAAUUUUCUUUGGAUGUCGUGAAGGACAACAGUGGAGGGAUUACAAAACACCAAAACAACAAUUGGAAGAGUAUGUCUCGGUUCGAGAUGGGCAACAACAUUUGAGAGAUCUUUCUAUGCAAAGGCAACUACUAUUGAUGGGAAGGGAUGAAAACGGGCAAGCACCACAGGGUAUCCAUUCAUUCCUUCAACCGAAGAGCCGAGCCAGUUCGAUGAGAGCCUCAAACCCUCGCUUACCACGACACUACAAGAGUGCUUCUCGAGUGAAUCAAGAUGAUGAAGCUGCUGAACUACUGGGCUCUGGAGUUGAAAUGAUUCCCGUGGGCAAACAAACGGUCGCCGAAGCAGCCAAACAGUGUGGCUCAAGUCUUCAUCUUUACCGAAACCCGCUCGAUUCUGCCAGUGAUCCGGAUCAAGAAGUUGAGGAAAACGACAGCCUUGAAGAGGAUCGCUAUCAUCGACAAUAUCAGCCACACCAUCGAAGUCAUCACCAAUUCCGA
This is a messenger RNA of Mesorhabditis belari, 1467 nucleotides long. The record is from the annotation of a GenBank genome assembly. Lineage: Eukaryota; Metazoa; Nematoda; Chromadorea; Rhabditida; Rhabditidae.